Molecule: messenger RNA, 5213 nt
Organism: Mauremys mutica (yellowpond turtle)
Lineage: Eukaryota; Metazoa; Chordata; Testudines; Geoemydidae
Gene: CFB
Product: complement factor B
Exons: 37
Coding region: 16-5109 (1697 amino acids)
Biological process (GO): complement activation; proteolysis
Cellular component (GO): extracellular region
Molecular function (GO): serine-type endopeptidase activity
Source: RefSeq, a predicted model, not a curated record
CCCCCAGGACCCACCAUGGCCCCCUCCCUCUGUGCCCUCCUGCUGCUCGCCCUCCACCCAGGUGCCUGGGCGCAGCCCCCCCAGGAGGCAGCGCCCUCCUGUGGCCAGGACGUGGGCAUCCGCAAUGGCACGUUCGCCCUGUCGGACGGGUACCGCCCGGGCAGCGUCCUCACCUACUCCUGCCCCCCGGGCUUCUACGCCUACCCGCAGGGCAGCCGCGUCUGCGGGGACAACGGGCACUGGACCCCGCUGCACACCCCCUCCGGCUCCGUCCGCACCCAGCCGCUCUGCCGAGAGAUCCGCUGCCCGGCGCAACUGGCAUUUGAGAACGGCUCGUUCCAGCCACGUCGGGCGUCCUACCCCGUGGGCAGCGUCCUGACCUUCGAGUGCCUGGACGGGUACACGCUGCGGGGGCCGGCCCAGCGCGUCUGCCAGGGGAACGGGCACUGGGACGGGGGCACCCCCGCCUGCGACGAUGGAGCUGAGCACUGCCCCAACCCCGGGGUGCCGCCCGGGACGACGAAGAGCGGCAGCCGGUACCGGCUGGGCGAGCGGGUCUCCUACCGCUGCCAGGCGGGGCUGUCUCUGGUGGGCUCCGCGCAGCGCGUCUGCACCGAGGCCGGGGAGUGGUCGGGGGCCGAGCCCAGCUGUAGAGCCCCUUUCUCCUACGACCGGGUGGAGGACGUCGGGGCCCAGUUCGGAGCCUCUUUCUCCAACGUCUUGGGCCUGGCCAGCUCCUCAGCCUCCUCCAGCCUCAACGCCUCCAUCAUAAAGCCACCAACGUUCCUGGGCCGCAGGCUCAUUCUUAGUGAGAACAGCUUCGUUAACAUCUACCUGCUGGUGGACUCCUCCAGGAGCGUCAACAACGAAAGCUUCCAGAUCUUCAAGGAGUGGGUGGAGAACAUUGUGGCCCGGAUUGACAGCUUUGAAGUAGCGUCCAGCUUUGCUGUGAUCUCCUACGCCACCAAGCCCAAGAAAAUUGUUUCCAUUUAUGAUCCUGAAGCUUCUGAUGCGACUGAAGUUAUUAAAAAGACAAAGACGGGGAUGAAUUUUCAAGACCAUGGCAACGGGACUGGGACCAACACCCGAGCAGCGCUGCUGGAGGUGUAUAACAUGAUCCUGUUCCAGAAGGAGUCCUUCAAACGGGAUGGCAAGCCGGAUGCAUGGAAGGAAAUCCGGCACGCCAUCAUUGUGCUGACAGAUGGCAAAUACAACAUGGGAGGAUCCCCCAAGGAUGCGGUAGCCAAGAUAGAAGAUGUUCUAGAGAUCAAGCCAGACAGGAAAGACUACCUAGAUAUCUAUGCCUUUGGGAUUGGGACACAGGAGGUGGACUGGGCGGGCCUUAAUGAGAUCGCUUCCAAGAAGGAAGGGGAGAGACAUGCCUUCAUGAUGGAGUCCAGCCAGAAUCUCAAGGCUGCGUUCGAGGAUGUCCUGGACCCCACAAAUAUCCAGAAUCUCUGCGGGCUGGGGAACGAUUCACAGACCGCCACGCACCAGCAGCAGAACCCCUGGCACGUGCUCAUCAAGGGGACGACAGGCGCAUCGUGCCGGGGGUCCCUGGUUUCUGACUCGUGGGUCCUGACGGCCGCACACUGCUUCAACCAGGUGACAGACACGUCCCUCUGGAGAGUGCAAGUGGGCUGUGAGGGGCGGCCGUGGGGCCGGGCCAGUGUCCGGAGGGGCGUCCGGGCUGGGGGCUGUGUCACGGAGUGUGGGGGAUUCAGGCCCUGCACCCCCGGGCUCCCUGCGAUUCCCCAGGACUCUCAGCAGCCAGUAAAGCAGAAGGUUUAUUUAGACGACAGGAGCACAGGCCAGGACAGGGUCUUGCAGGCCCAGAUAACAGGAUCCCCCCGGUUAGGUCCAUCUUGGGGCCCCAGGAGCCCCACAGCCCCCUCGGGGAUCAGAGCCCUCUCCCCCUGCUUCCCCUCUAUCCCCAGCCAGCUCCAGUAUGACCAGUCCCACUUCGUCCCAGGCUGUGAGGGGCAGCCGUGGGGCCGGGCCGGGCCUCAGGCUGUGUGUGUGGCAGAGCGGACGGAUAUCCCCAUCAAGAGGAGGAUCGACCACCCGCGGUACAACGUCACGGCCAAGGCCAGCCAGGGCAUCACCGAGUUCUACGACUACGACGUGUCGCUCGUCGAGCUGCAGCACGCCGUGCAGUUCUCCGGGCGGGUCCGACCCAUCUGCCUGCCCUGCACGGUGCGAGCGAACCGAGCUCUGAAGAAGCCCCAGCGGGCGACGUGCAAGGAUCACGAGCUGGAGCUGCUGGGGCUGGAGCGGGUCCCCGCCCACUUCGUCUCCCUGGCCAAGGAGAGGUUAAACGUGCAAAUCAAGAACAACAAGUCGCGCCCUUCGUGCAUCGCUGGCGCCGUCCAGCCCGGCAUGAUCUACGCCAACGUGUCGGACGUGUCGCAGGUGGUGACCGACCGGUUCCUCUGCUCCGGGCAGGAGGCCAGCGGCGGCUCGGAGGAGAAGUCUACCUGCAAAGGUGAAUCUGGGGGGGGGUUGUUCCUGGAGAAGAAGAGGAGAUAUUUCCAGGUGGGCGUGGUGAGCUGGGGCACCUACAACCCCUGCCCCCACAAGGCCAAGCCGAACGACGAGGUGGAGAGGAAACCAGCCCCCCGAGGCCACGUCCCCCGCGACUUCUACGUCAGCCUCUUCCGGGUGCAGGACUGGCUGCGCCAGCACCUGGGGGGCCCGGGUGGAGAGACCUUUAUCCCAUCACCUGCCCCAGAGCCGCCCCCUCCCCGCCCCCCAGCCCCGCCCGCGGGCAGCGGGGCUCGGCCAGACCCGGCUCGGCUCAGCCCCGGACGGACGCGCGGAGCGAUGGGACCCGCAGCCCCGCUGCUCGCCUGGCUCCUGGCGCUGGGCCUCGGCGCGGCCGCCAGCGACGCCCCGAGCUGCGACCCCCAGGCGGCGCAGAUCGUGGGGGGCUCGGCCCGGCCGCAGCGCCAGGGGCAGCUGCUGGUGUAUCAGUGCCCCGAGGGGCAGUUCCCGUUCCCGGCCCCGGUCCGCGAGUGCCGCUCCGACCUCCGCUGGAGCCCGCUGCGCGCCCCCGGCGGCCGCCCCCUCGCCAGGGCCGAGUGCAGAGCGAUCCAGUGCCCGGGCCCGCUGGAGUUCGACAACGGGCACUUCCACCCCCGCCAGCCGCGCUACAACAUCAGCCAGACGCUGACCUUCGAGUGCUUCGAGGGGUACACGCUGCGGGGCCCCCCCACCCGCACCUGCCUGCCCAACGGGAAGUGGAGCGGGGGGACGGCCAUCUGCGACGACGGAGAGGGCCAGUGCCCGGACCCCGGCGUGCCCAUCGGGGCGACGAAGGACGGGCAGCACUACCGGGUGGAGGAUCGGGUCCGGUACCGCUGCGGCCGGGGGCUCGUCAUGUUCGGCUCCAAAGAACGGACCUGCCAGGAGUCCGGCGCCUGGAGCGGGACGGAGCCGGAGUGUCGAGACCCGUCCACCUACGACACCCCCGAGGAAGUGUCCUCCGCGUUCAUCGCCUCCCUCUCGGAGACCGUGGAGGUGGCUGAUCCAAACCGGACCACCUCGGAGAACGUGAAGCGGAAGAUCCGGAUCGAGGCCGGCGGGUCCAUGAACAUUUACCUGGUGAUCGACGCCUCGGACAGCGUGGGGGAGGGGAACUUCUCCCGCGCCCGCGACGUCCUGGUCCAGCUCAUCGAGAAGAUCUCCAGCUACGGGGUCUUUCCCCGCUACGGGAUCCUGACCUUCGCCACCAACCCCCACGUCGUGGUGAGCACCACGAACCCCCAGAGCAGCGACGCCAACUGGGUCACCACCCAGCUGGAGAACCUGAAAUACGAGACCCACGCCCUGCGCAGCGGCACCAACACCAAGGCGGCGCUGGAGGCCGUGCACAACAUGAUCAUCCAGCAGGAGCAGGAGGAGAUUCGCAAGGGCCACAAGGUGGCGCCGGUCGCCAACUCCACCCGCCACGUGCUGGUCCUCAUGACGGAUGGCAACACCAACAUGGGGGGCUCCCCAGUGCCAGUGGUGAGGCAGAUCCGGGAGCUGCUGAGCAUCGGCCGGGACAUCCGCAACCCCCGCGAGGAUUACCUGGAUAUCUACGUGUUCGGGAUCGGGGCCAUGGUGAACCACGAGAACAUCGCCGAGUUGGCCUCCAAGAAGAGCGGCGAGAAACACGUCUUCCACAUGCAGGACAUCAGGGACCUGCAGAAAGCCUUCCAUGAGAUGAUCGACGAGAGCCAGACGCUGAGCAUGUGCGGCCUGGGCUGGGAGCACGAGGAUGCCACCGACCACGAGAGAAACCCCUGGCACGUCAGCAUCAAAAUCACCCGCUCCGGGAAGGGGCAGGAGUCCUGCAAGGGGGCCCUGAUCUCCAACUACUUCGUGCUCACGGCCGCCCACUGCUUCGACAUCGACGACGAGGCCCAUUGGAUCACCGUGGACGUGGGGCCGGCGAGCAAGGCGAAGCAGGUGGAGAAGCUGUGGAGUCACCCCGAGUACAACGUCGGGAAGCUGCGGGGGGCCGGGAUCCCCGAGUUCUACGACUACGACGUGGCGCUGCUGAAACUCGCCACCAAGGUCGACUUCUCCUCCAACGCCCGGCCCAUCUGCCUGCCCUGCACCGAGGGCACCACCCGCGCCCUGCGCAAGCCCCACCCGGAGACCAGCUGCAACGACCACAAGCGGCUGCUGCUGACGGUGGGCGAGGUCCCGGCGCUCUUCGUGCACGAGAAGAAGAAGCAGCUGGAGCGGAAACUCGUGAACAUUAAGAACGGGGUCAAGAAAUCGGCCUGCGAGGCCGACGCCAAGAGGGCCCCGAUUUACGCCAACGUGACGGACGUGAAGCAGGUGGUGACGCCCCGAUUCCUCUGCACCGGGGGGAUCGACCCCGUCGUGGACCCCAACACCUGCAAGGGCGACUCCGGGGGCCCCCUCAUCAUCGCCAAGGGCAAACGCUACGUCCAGGUGGGCGUGAUCAGCUGGGGCGUGUUCGACCUCUGCACACCCCCCAAGCGCAACGAGCCGGUCCGGAACGAGGCCCACGCCCGCGACUUCCACCUCAACCUCUUCACGGUGCUGCCCUGGCUGCGGGAGAAGCUGGCCGACGAGGAGCUGGGCUUCAUCUGAGGGGGGCCGGGGGCCCCCCCGCACGGCACCCCCCCCCCGCCCUAGAAAUAAACGGUCGCUGCCCAGCCCUGCUGCCCCGGGGCUGGGAGGCCCCUGGAAAGAGA